CCCGCGGCGGAUUAUGAGGGAGCCAUGAGGCCGCUGCGGGGCUGGCUGCUCGCCGCGCUCCUCUCGCUGGCGCCUCGGGCAGGUCCCGCCGCAGCGGCCGGCGCUCCGCAGCGGAGGUUCCCGCGGGCCGCAUGGCAGGACGGGCGGUUUGUGUCCCAGAUCACCCUCCCCAGCAGGUUAGUGGGGCAGAGCUCGGGCGGCGAAGUCCAGGAGCAUCAGCUGGACACCAGGGUCAGGACACCUAGAGCAGGAGACCCGGCGGCGGCGCACGUGGCGCGGGUGAGCUUCCUGGUGCGCGCCUUCGGCUCGGCCUUCGCCCUGGACCUGGAGCUGAACCACCACCUCCUGGCCUCGCGCUACGUGGAGCGGCACGGCGGCGCCGGCAACGGCAGCACGGGCGCCGGCGAGCACUGCUACUACCAGGGCACGGUGCGCGGGCGGCCGCGCUCCUUCGCGGCGCUCUCCAGCUGCCGGGGGCUGCACGGCGUCUUCUCGGACGGCAGGGCCACCUACCUGAUCGAGCCCCGCGCCGGCGCCCGCCGCGGCCGCGGCCUCCGACCGCACGUGAUCCGACGGGCGCCGCGGCGCGGCGGCGGCCGCUCCGAGCCAGGCUGCCUCCCGGGCGCCCUCGACCGCGCCGGCGGUUCCCCCAAGCGGCGGCGGCGGCGGCAGGUGCGGCGAGCCCAGCACACGGUGCACGGCGAGACCAAGUACAUCGAGCUGGCGGUGGUGAACGACCAUCAGCUGUUCCUGCAGCUCCGCAAGUCCGUGGUGCUCACCAGCAACUUCGCCAAGUCCGUGGUGAACCUGGCUGACAUGCUCUACAAGGAGCAGCUCAACACGCGCAUCGUCCUGGUGGCCAUGGAGACGUGGGCCGGCGGCGACAAGAUCCCCGUGGCGGAGGACUCGCUGGAGACGCUCGCCGCCUUCAUGAAGCACCGCGAGGAGGCCGCGCCGGAGCCCAGCGACGCCGCGCACCUCUUCUCCGGACGGACGUUUCGGAGCAGCCGCAGCGGCGCCGCUUUCGUGGGGGGGAUCUGCUCGGCGGCCCGCGGCGGCGGAGUCAACGAGUAUGGCAACGUGGCCGCCAUGGCGGUGACGCUGGCGCAGACGCUGGGCCAGAACGUGGGCAUGAUGUGGAACAAGCACCGCAGCUCGGCAGGCGACUGCCGCUGUCCCGACUCCUGGCUCGGCUGCAUCAUGGAGGACACGGGCUACUACCUGCCGCGCAAGUUCUCCCGCUGCAGCGUGGACGAGUACAACCAGUUCCUGCAGGAUGGCGGCGGCAGCUGCCUCUUCAACAAGCCCCUGAAGUUGUUGGACCCGCCGGAGUGCGGCAACGGCUUCGUGGAGGCGGGCGAGGAGUGCGACUGCGGCUCGCUGGCGGAGUGCGCCAGGAGCGGCGGCAGCUGCUGCAAGAAGUGCACGCUGACGCACGACGCCAUGUGCAGCGACGGGCUGUGCUGCAAAGGCUGCAAGUACGAGCCGCGCGGCGUGUCCUGCCGGGAGGCCGUGAACGAGUGCGACAUCCCCGAGACCUGCACCGGCGACUCCAGCCAGUGUCCCCCCAACCUCCACAAGCUGGACGGCUACUUCUGCGAGAACGAGCAGGGCCGAUGCUACGGCGGCCGCUGCAAAACCCGAGACCGGCAGUGCGACGCGCUGUGGGGCCGCGGCUCGGCAGAGCGGUUCUGCUAUGAGAAGCUCAACGUGGAAGGGACCGAGAGGGGCAACUGCGGGCGCGAGGGCGCCGGCUGGCUGCAGUGCAACAAGCAGGACGUCCUGUGCGGCUUCCUCCUCUGCUCCAACAUCACCGGGCCGCCGCGGCUGGGCGAGCUCAGCGGCGAGAUCGCCGCCACGACCUUCUUCCACCAAAACCGCUACGUGGACUGCAGGGGCGGCCACGUGCAGCUCGUGGACGGCUCGGACCUGAGCUACGUGGAGGACGGCACGCCGUGCGGGCCCGGCAUGCUCUGUCUCGACCACAAAUGCCUUCCAGCGACGGCCUUUAACUUCAGCUCCUGCCCCGGCACCUGGGACGGGAAGGUCUGCUUCGACCACGGGGUCUGCAGCAACGAGGGCAAAUGCAUCUGCCAGCCCGAGUGGACGGGCAAGGACUGCAGCGUGUACGACCCGGCGCCCGAGCCGAAGCCCACGGGCGAGACGGAGCGCUACAAGGGUCCCAGCGGCACCAAUAUCAUCAUUGGCUCCAUAGCUGGGGCCGUGCUGGUGGCUGCCAUAGUCCUAGGAGGGACCGGCUGGGGAUUUAAGAAUAUCCGGAGAGGAAGGUACGACCCGGCUCAGCAGGGCGUGUAGCCGCCCCCCCCUUCCCCGUCCGCCGUCCGCCUCCAUCCUCCCCCUGUCGUCUCCAUCACCGCUGCCGGCCGGGGGGGGCCAGGCCG
This is a messenger RNA of Rhea pennata, 2402 nucleotides long. It is a transcript of the gene ADAM11, whose product is annotated as ADAM metallopeptidase domain 11. The coding region runs from base 25 to 2316 and encodes 763 amino acids. Gene Ontology annotation, molecular function: metalloendopeptidase activity. Lineage: Eukaryota; Metazoa; Chordata; Aves; Rheiformes; Rheidae. Gene Ontology annotation, biological process: proteolysis. The transcript has 25 exons. The record is from RefSeq and is a predicted model, not a curated record.